GUUCGUUCGAUGAAAACGUCACUUCCGCAACGAUAGUGACACAUCUAAAACAAACCGAAACAAAACUGUUUUUAUUUGUAGUUUUUGGUGCUUUUAGUCUUGAUUUAAUAUGAGAACAAACUAUGAAUUUUUGCGCGAGUCUUUUUUUUUUUUACCAGUAGGUUGCGCCACCUAGGCCUCUGCCAAACUUACAAAGCCAAGCUAUGCGUGCCUAGCGUAAGAAAUAUCGGCGGUAUGAUCGGCUUGUAAUCAACUUUCAAGGCAAUUUGUGCGCGGGUGCUUCUUCUCGUGUUUACGUUUUUAGUCAUCAAACUUGUCGUGACAUGUGUCUUCAGACUUGGUGGUGAUGUCGAAGAAGCUUCCCGUCAACAACCUAAAAGAGUGCGAACAACGCUACGAGCAGCUGUACGGUAAGAAGAGCGACACGCGAGAGACCUCACGACGCGGGACAGACAACGCGGCAGUGUUCAAGUUCGUCGACGCCCGUCGGCUGAGCCAGUUAGUCGCCGAGUUCGUGACGCCUUACGUGAACGGAUCGUACGUAGCCAACAAAUCCCGAAAGGACGCCGCCAAGCCGGUUUCGGCCGCGGUAACCGAACGCAAUGACGGGAGCCACGACUCUGGCGACGACGAUCAUACCUUCGUGCGCCCGAAGACUUUCGGGAGUUCGGUUCGCCUUGCAGCCAAGUCCCCCGUCAAACUCGCAUUGGCCGUUCAGCCGCCGCCGAGAUUCAACGGCCACCACAAGUCUCCGAGCAAGCAGCGGAAGGCAUCCUGGUCGGAGAAGGCCUACGUGCCGGAGACCGAAUUCCCGAGCAGUCCGGACUUUGUGUUUUCCGACGACGAUGCCGCUGAGAACAAGGACCCAGACUACAUCAGCAUCCCGUCGCUGUCUCCGCCGCCGGCGGAUCUCAUCGUUGACAGCGACGACGAGCCCGCUGUUUUCGAAGGCGUUGUCCCCACCUCGAAGGGCACUGUGCGCUUGUCGCCGCUCAAGAAUAGGCGCGCCGGAGAAGCCACAUCUAGCGCCGAACCGAGGGACACCCUAAGCAUCUCCGAGAUUUGCGAAAUCGAAUCGAGUCCUCUACUGUCCAAGCCGCGGUUUCAGUCUGGUGACGAGGCCAAGUGGGCCGCCAUCAGGCUACGAGAGUAUGACUACAGACUGUCUUCCCAUAUCUGCACCCGUUUGUACGAAUCGCGGCAGGUUUCGGCCAGUAUCAUCUCUCUACUGGAGCUGAGGUUUAAGGUGUUCCAACAGCUCUGCAAGGCCACACUGUGUACCACAAACUCUGUUCCGACACCUCUAAACAAGACGAAAAGCUCGUGUAACUUCGAUGGCAGUCGCGGCCAAUCGGCUGCCAUAGUGGCGGACGACAGUCCCAAGUGGUCGCCCUCGGCUGCAGAUGACAGUCGCAGUCGUUCGUCUGCCACAUCGGUUCCAGACGACAGGCGGAAGCAGAGUCCCGCUUCGGUGGACAACAGCCCACUAGAUGUGCCGCUUUCUCACAGGCUCAAGAAGCUGGCGGAAAAGGUCCGUCAAAACGGACCGUCCACUUCGUUUCACAGUCCCGAACCGACCCCUGAACAGCCAAGCACGUCCAAAAACUCUCCAUAUUUUGUACCGAAUCCCCCCACCAUCCCGGCAGGUCCUCCAAUGAACGACACGGAGUUCAUCCAAGACGUUGUGACACAGGAUGACUUUGCAGACCCGGCAGACAACGUCGCGACAGAGCCGCGGGCUAACUUUUCAGACGACCUCGGGUCUGCGGGCAGGUUUCUUGGCAAAUACCGUAACGACGGGGAAUCGGCGGCAUUUAAGGGUUUUGGCUUCCCACACUCUGCUGAGAUGAGGGCCAAGUUCGGCUCUGUGUUCGGGCUGAAGCAGUUUCGGUUGAAUCAGUUGGAAGCCAUCAAUGCAGCUUUGCUCGGAGAGGAUUGCUUCAUCCUGAUGCCGACAGGUGGCGGAAAGAGCCUCUGCUAUCAACUACCGGCAGUAGUGAGCGAGGGCGUCACUGUGGUGAUCUCGCCUCUCAAGUCACUUAUUUACGAUCAGGUCCAGAAGUUGGGCUCCCUGGACGUCCCCGCCAACCACCUGUCCGGCGACUCUGACGACUUCUCGGUGUACUCGGACCUCCGCUCGACGCAGCCCCGCCUCCGCCUCCUCUACGUGACCCCGGAGAAGGUGAGCGCAAGCGGGCGCCUGCUGGACGCACUGUCCCGGCUCCACGCCAACGGCCGCCUGUCCCGCUUCGUCAUCGACGAGGCCCACUGCGUCAGCCAGUGGGGCCACGACUUUCGGCCCGACUACAAGAAGCUCAGCGUACUCCGCGAGAAGUUCUCCGGCGUGCCCAUGAUGGCGCUGACGGCGACGGCGACUCCACGCGUCCGCACGGACAUCCUGCACCAGCUGGGCAUGCGGGACCCCAAGUGGUUCCUGCAGAGCUUCAACCGGCCGAACCUGCGCUACGAGAUCCGGCUCAAGUCGGGCAAGGUGGGCACGGCCAGGGAGGUGCUGGAAGUGGUGGAGGGCAAGUUUGCGCGCCAGAGCGGCAUCAUCUACUGCUUCUCACGCAAAGAGUGCGACGACCUCGCCGAGGAACUGAGCAAGAACGGGGUGCCGGCGGUGGCGUACCACGCGGGCCUGGACGACCCCAAGCGCAACGCGGUCCAGCAGCGCUGGAUCGACGACAAGGUGCGCGUGGUGUGCGCCACCAUUGCUUUUGGCAUGGGGGUGGACAAGCCGGAUGUGCGCUUCGUGGUGCACUACACCCUACCCAAGUCAAUGGAGGGCUUCUACCAGGAGAGUGGCCGGGCAGGCAGGGACGGCCGCCCGGCGUCCUGCCUGCUCUUCUACAGCUUUGCCGACGUGCAGCGCAUCCGCCGGAUGGUUGAGAUGGACAAGGCGAGCAACUAUGCUGCCAAGCAGACACACCUGUCGAACCUCUGGCACAUGGUCAACUUCUGCGAGAACCGGACGGACUGCCGGAGGGCACAGGUGCUGCACUACUUCGGGGAGAACUUUGACCGGACGUUCUGCGAGCGCAACCGGCGCUUUGCCUGCGACAACUGCCUGUCGCGCGGCUGCUGGGUGAUGAAGGACGUCACGGAGGACGCUCGGGAGGUGGUGCGCUGCGUGGAGGAGCUCUGCCAGCAGCGCCGCAAGGUCACCGUCAACAUGGUGGUGGACAUCUUCAAGGGCUGCACCAACAAGAAGAUGACCAAGGAGAACUUCACCAACCUGCGGCUCCACGGCAGAGGGAAGGGCUACCAGCGGACAGACGCGGAUCGCCUGCUGCGCCGCCUCAUCUUGGAGGGCUACCUCAAGGAGGAGUCGGUCAUCAACUACCUCGAGAUGGCCGUCUCCUACGUCCACCCGGGGUCCAAAGCCGCACAGCUUGUGUCUGGCUCGGCGAAGGUCAGCCUGGCCAUCCAGAAGAAGUCACGGCCGUCCGAGUCUCGAACUGCGGCCGCGGAAGACGCGGAGCCGCAAGAGGAUCCUCAGAUUGCGAAGCUGGUGGAGGCAUGCCACUCGGAGCUGGUGUCGAUCGCCAAGGCGUUGGCAGCGGAGAAGAAGACGUUCUACGGGAACGUGAUCCACAUGGAGGCGCUGCGGGGCCUUGCGGAGACGCUGCCGACGACGACGGAGGCGAUGCUCCAGGUGCCCCACAUGACGCGGGCGCUCGUCGACAAGUAUGGUGAGCAGCUGCUCGAAGUGACAGAGCGCUACGCCGCCGAGAAGAUCGUCCUUGAAGCGGAACGACAGGCGGAACGACAGGCGAAACUCAACGACGCGGCGGAGGAAGAGUUCCAGAAUCCGGAACCCCCAUCGGAGUUCACGUCAUCGAACAGGGGGUUGAAGCGGAAGUUUGGCGGGGCUGGAGGAGGUCACCAAAAGCGGCAGCGCAAGUACCCCUUCAAGAAGAAGACCUGGAACAAUUCGUUCAAGGGAAGGGGCAAGUUUUCGGGGAGCCCGAGCAAGACGAGAAAGAAGGCGGCCGGAAAGGCGUCCGCAAAGUCGGCUAAGUGGACGGGCGGAGCCUCAACUUCGGCCGGUUUCGGAGCGCUUCCGAUGCCGAAGCCCCAGCAGAGCCGUUCUUUUCUGGGGAAGCCCAAGGUCGUAGAGCUGUGAGCCAAGAACUCGAAAAGCUGGAACCAGGACUCUGAUGCGCAACUCCGGGGUGGAACUCAAGGUUGGAACGUUCGGAUGCGACUCCGGAACAGAACUCUCCGGUGAGACCCCGAGAUGGAAUUCUGAGGUAGAACUUUGAAAUAGAACUCCAAGGUGGAACCUCGGAAUAGAACUCUGUGGCUGGAUUCCAAGAUGAAACUCCAAGAUAAAAUUCCCAGGUUUGAACUUCAGGAUGCAACUCCAUGUUGGAGCUUCAGUGUGGAACUCCAAGAUAGAAUUUUCGUGUGGAACUUUGGAAUAAAACUCCAGGGUGGGGGUCCCCAAGUUAGAACUCGAGGUGAAAGUACGGGACCAAACUUCAAGAUUGAGUUUCAAGAUUGACUUUCAAGACGGUUGAAGUUCAGGAUGCAACUCCAUGUUGGAACUUUAGCGUGGAACUCCCCAAGAUAAAAUUCGGAGGUGGAACCUCAGAAUAGAACCCCGGGACGGACCCCCAAGUUUGAAUUCUAAGGUGGAAGUCCGAGACCAAACUCCAAGGUAAUAUCCAAAGGUCAAACUGCGGGAUAGUAGAACUUCGGGGCGGAAUUCCAAAGUGGAACUCUGGUGGAACUGUGGAUAGUAGCGGUAACUCUUCAAAGCAGCGAUGGUCUUGAUCUUGUCAAGGGGAGGGAUGUGUCGUAUUACAAACUUGCAUUAUUUUUAAGAGGCACUUUAUGGUGCCGUAAACUCUUGCGUCGAUUCCAGCCGAAAAAUCAAGAGCGUGCCGCUUUUGCCGAGAAGCGGGCAUGACACGUGCUCCUCUGCAUUUAGGAACGAACACAUAAACACUGCCUUUAUUUUGCAUAUAACGAUAUCAAGCGCAUCUGUCUUUUGCAGAAGUUGCGUUUCGUCACGUCAAAAACGCAAGUGCUUGCCAAAGUGCGCCGAAACGAUUGGCACACUUUCAAGUAAGGGGCAAGAGGUGUUUUUUUCUCUUUUUUUUUGCCUCUUCCACAAUGAUGAGAACUCAUAAUAAAAUCAUUGCCCUUUUAGACGCAAGGUGUCGUGCGAGAGUAAAUAAUAUAUGAAAAGUCUCACUCUUUUAUGUUCCUUAAUAAAUCUGCUCUUAUAAAAAAAAAAUUGUCAGAAGAAACACAUUAUUUGUCGAGUGCAAAACGAAACUCGAUCCUAAUAGUCCAAUCUCACCAGGACAGAAAAUAUGCCCCUUAGCACUGGCAAUACAAAAUCUGUCUUUUGGCAAUCUGACCAGUCACUGGAAGGCGAUGGGAAAAUGAAACAUGGCAAUAAAUAUUGCAAAGAAAAUUAAGGGGGA
Ixodes scapularis (black-legged tick) is the source of this 5441-nucleotide messenger RNA. It is a transcript of the gene Blm, whose product is annotated as Bloom syndrome protein homolog. NCBI's taxonomy places the organism in Eukaryota, Metazoa, Arthropoda, Arachnida, Ixodida, Ixodidae. The transcript has 6 exons. Gene Ontology annotation, biological process: double-strand break repair via homologous recombination; DNA replication. Gene Ontology annotation, cellular component: nucleus; chromosome; cytoplasm. The record is from RefSeq and is a predicted model, not a curated record. Gene Ontology annotation, molecular function: ATP binding; nucleic acid binding; four-way junction helicase activity. Bases 347 to 4129 code for a protein of 1260 amino acids.